Messenger RNA from Didymodactylos carnosus, 327 nucleotides. The record is from the annotation of a GenBank genome assembly. NCBI's taxonomy places the organism in Eukaryota, Metazoa, Rotifera, Eurotatoria, Philodinida, Philodinidae.
AUGGACGCCACAUUAAGUUUAGAACAAAUUGAUGACGAUGCUAAAGAAUUUAUAUUUCAAUUAGUUUGUACAGCCAGAAUGAAUUGUUUAAUUAGAUAUGAAAUGAAAUCAAUUAAAUUACCUUGUCAUUUGGAUACAACAGCAUUACAAUUAUAUCAACAACCUUUAGAGAAAUUUCAUAUUAAAGAUACACAAACAGAAUUAGUGAUCAUGGAUAAAGAUCAAACCGAACUUAGUGAUUUAAAUACACGAGUUGAAGAUAUUUAUUCAUUGGUUUCAGAAGGCUCAGAAGAGAUUCAGCUGGAAACUAGAAGAAAAGAAAUAUAA